Messenger RNA from Triplophysa rosa, 1664 nucleotides. It is a transcript of the gene atf4a, whose product is annotated as activating transcription factor 4a. The record is from RefSeq and is a predicted model, not a curated record. The coding region runs from base 204 to 1337 and encodes 377 amino acids. Gene Ontology annotation, molecular function: RNA polymerase II transcription regulatory region sequence-specific DNA binding; DNA-binding transcription activator activity, RNA polymerase II-specific. Gene Ontology annotation, cellular component: ATF4-CREB1 transcription factor complex; nucleus; ATF1-ATF4 transcription factor complex. The transcript has 3 exons. Gene Ontology annotation, biological process: regulation of transcription by RNA polymerase II. NCBI's taxonomy places the organism in Eukaryota, Metazoa, Chordata, Actinopteri, Cypriniformes, Nemacheilidae.
UAGUUUUUGGUGUUCGAUACGCGCGUUGCCUGUUCGGCGGCAUCAUGGCAGUGUAGCGGCGCGCAGCGGCAGAACUUGCAGCGGCAAAUCGGCAGUGCAGCGGUCAAGCGCACUGGCUUUAUUCGGCAAAAUGGCGUCUCCCGUGGCAACCACCCCGAGCUCUGCUGCUAUAGACAGCAUAUCAGCCCUGUUCACCUGCAGCCAUGUCUGUGAUGUCCCCGAUGUGUUUAGAAGACAUGGGGGUCCUGCUCCUGGGGCCCUCGUCUCUGACGGCUGACCCCUUUGGGCCCCUUCUGGACGAAGAUGAGGAGAGCGUUCUUUCAACGGGGUCUUCGUCGCCCCUCUCCUCCUAUGCUGAAUAUCCCUCCUCUCUCUCGCCCCUCUCUCCCUCUCUUUGCGCUUCUGUAGGGUGCAAGUCAGAGCUGUCGUUGCUCUCGUGGCUUCCUGCAUCUGAGCCGGAGCGGAGUAAAGAUGCGUUUUCUGGAAUGGAUUGGAUGACGGAGAAAUUAGACCUGGGUGACUUUGACCUGGAUUCUCUCAUCGGAUCAUGCGAUUCCGACGAGCCUCCCAGUUCUCCUGAAGAUCUUCUCGCGUGCCUGGAGGCAGAUAUGGAUCUGGACCUCAAUUCCCUGCCCUUCAGCUCUUCAGAACUGAAGCUCCCGCUGCCCCUCGACCUCCCCCUGUCAGAAUCCGUGGCUGAGUCAGAAAAAUCACAGGAAUUUUCAGAGAUCAAAUCCGAGCCUCCUUCUCCAGCACCAUCUUCUGAUUCUGCCGUCUCCUCGCCCCACACUCUGGACCUGGGCAGUGAGAUCGACGUGUCCGAGCUGAUGAGAUCCUCCACGCUGCACCCGUCUCCUGGAAUUGAGCUAAAUGCCAGUCCGUUUCACAUCGUGGUGGUUUUGACACCCAAAGAGGAAUUGAGCGUCAGUUCCACCGGUGAUCUGUCGGACAGCGACAGCGGCAUUUCUGUCUCUGAUUCUCCAACUCGUCCACCAGAUCCUGCAGCAUCACCUAAGCCAGCGGGCUCAUGGAGAACAAAACCGUACUCCAGACCUGACCCAGAUGCUGCGUCCGCUGUCGCAGGCUGCGUGAAGACCAAAGUGGUAGAGAAGAAACUGAAGAAGAUGGAACAGAACAAAACUGCAGCGACGCGCUACCGUCAGAAGAAACGCUCGGAGCAGGAGAACCUGAAUGCUGAGUGCACCGAUCUGGAGAGGAGAAACCAAGAGCUUACGGAGAAAGCCGAUUCCAUCAGCCGAGAGAUCCAGUAUCUGAAGAACCUCAUGGAGGAAGUUCGGUCUGCGAAACACCGCAAAGCGAAGGUUGGCUCAUCCUAAAGAUGCCGAACGAGACUAAAUCCAUCAGCUCUUUGUAGGUUUAGAUGCUGCUGUGAUGCCUCUGCAGUUCACUUGAUGUUUGUUCGUUAUCUGGUGUUGGAGACCACCACACCUGCACUUGAGUUAUUCAUUCUUCCACUUGAACCGUUGAUCGUCCAGAAAGGGUCCUUAUGAAUUGUUACACUGAACUUUUUGCUGUAGGGCUUGUACAAAUGUUUGCUCUUUUUGCUCUAUUUAAACAUGCUAAACAUACCAAGUCUGUCGUGGUGAAGUGUGUUUGCUUGUAACAUUGCUUUGCAUUUUUCUAUUAAAGAUGCUUCAAUUGAA